AUGAAGAUUCCAUCAUCACCAUUAUUGCGCAGCAUUUCAAAUUUAAGAAAUAUUGUUUUAAAUUGUGCCGGAAGUUAUCACACUUCAACAGAUUGCUUACCUUUACCAAGAAGACCUCUGCCUUUUUCCUCUCUACCAGGUCCUCUUGAUUGUCCUGGAAUAGGAAGUCUCUUAAGUGUUCUUUGGAAUGGAGGGUUAAAAAAUCAACAUGAAAUCAUGUACAAAUACCAUCAAAAAUAUGGAAGAAUAUUUAAGAUGAAUCUUGGAAUUUUUAAGUCAGUACAAAUUGGAGAUCCGAUUCUUUUGGAAACUUUUCACAGAACAGAAAAUGUUUACCCUAAAAGAAUGGAGAUUAAACCCUGGAAGCUGUACAGAGAUUACACAGGAGAAGCUUGUGGUUUGCUUACACUUGAUGGACAAGAAUGGCUUGCAAUGAGACAAGCAGUUCAAGCAAAACUUCUGAAACCGAAAGAAAUAUUCAAAAUGGAUUUGAAAAUCAAUGAGGUCUUGGCUGAGUUUAUGGUAUACCUCAAUAGAAUAAUUGAUCAAAACGGAUGUAUUGAUGACUUAUAUUUUGAACUUAACAAGUGGUCAUAUGAAACAAUUUGUUCAGUCUUAUAUAAUGAGAGAUGUGGGCUUCUACAGAAAGAUUGUAAUGAAGAUGCCUUUCUUUUUAUUCAAUCAGUAAAAAAGAUGAUGCAGUAUUUAGGUCCACUGAUGGUGACCUCAGCUGAACUUCACAAAAAAUUCAAUACAUCUCAGUGGAAAAACCACACUCAAGCCUGGGAUAAUAUAUUCCUAACAGUGAAGCAAUGCAUAGAGAAAUGCCUUAAAAACACCUCCACUGACAAAAAUGAUGACUUACUCACUACAAUUUAUUCUGAAAAGCUUCUCACAAUAAGACAACUCUCUGGCCUUUUUGCUGAACUUCAGAUUGGUGGUGUAGAAACUACUGCAAAUUCAUUAAUGUGGCUGAUACAUAAUAUUUCAAGAAACAACCAUGUACAAGAAAAACUUCUACAGGAAAUUCAAAAUGUGUUGCCAGAAGGACAAUCGCCAACUGCUGACACCCUACAAAAGAUGCCUUAUUUAAAGUCUUGUAUAAAAGAAUCAAUGAGGCUAACACCUACAAUACCAUUUACAAGUCGGACACUUGAGGAAGACACAAACCUUGGUGGAUUUUUGAUUCCUCGUGGUACCAUUGCAAUGAUUAACUUUCAUGCAAUGACUUGGAAUGAUGACUUCUUUCCCAAUGCACGAGAAUACAAACCUGAGAGAUGGGAGAAGGAAAAGAGGUCACUCAACCCAUUUGCAAACACUCCAUUUGGAACUGGCAAAAGAAUGUGCAUUGGAAGGCGUUUGGCUGAAUUACAGCUUCAGUUGGCCCUGUGUUGGUUAAUAAAGAAUUUUCAAUUUAAUGCAACUGAUGAAGAACCAGUAAAGGCUAUUGUCUCUGGAUUGAUGAUACCAACACGGAAAUUGCCAGUAUCAUUGAAAAAGCGAUAAGUAGGCUUAAUUAACAUUAA
This is a messenger RNA of Spea bombifrons (plains spadefoot toad), 1526 nucleotides long. Its product is annotated as 1,25-dihydroxyvitamin D(3) 24-hydroxylase, mitochondrial-like. Bases 1 to 1506 code for a protein of 501 amino acids. The record is from RefSeq and is a predicted model, not a curated record. Gene Ontology annotation, molecular function: monooxygenase activity; heme binding; oxidoreductase activity, acting on paired donors, with incorporation or reduction of molecular oxygen. NCBI's taxonomy places the organism in Eukaryota, Metazoa, Chordata, Amphibia, Anura, Pelobatidae. Gene Ontology annotation, biological process: C21-steroid hormone biosynthetic process; cortisol metabolic process; glucocorticoid biosynthetic process. The transcript is spliced from 11 exons. Gene Ontology annotation, cellular component: mitochondrial inner membrane.